AUGGAAAUGGGAAAAUGGGAAAAUGAGAAAAUGAGAAAACGAGAGAAAUGGGCGAAAUGGGCGAAAUGGGCGAAAUGGGCGAAAUGGGCGAAAUGGGCGAAAUGGGCGAAAUGGGCGAAAUGGGCGAAAUGGGCGAAAUGGGAGAGAUCGGCAGAGAUCGGUAGAGAUGGUGGAAACGGUGGAAACGGUGGAAACGGUGGAAACGGUGGAAACGUUGGACACGGUGGAAAUGGUGGAAAUGGAGUGGAUGAAGUGGAUACGUCAAGGUCUUGA
Molecule: messenger RNA, 273 nt
Organism: Penicillium cinerascens
Lineage: Eukaryota; Fungi; Ascomycota; Eurotiomycetes; Eurotiales; Aspergillaceae
Exons: 1
Coding region: 1-273 (90 amino acids)
Source: RefSeq, a predicted model, not a curated record